AUGAACAUCGACUCCACGAAGCCGGAGUCACUGUCUAGUUUUCUCGAUGCCUACUCUCCUGACAGUUUUGAAUGGGAAAGCCCUGGCUACUGCCCACGGACGAGGUUCCUUUGGUCGAAACCGCUUUCUAUAGCCCCGCACGGAAGUCCCUCAAAAUCUUCAACAAGGCACGAAACUGUACAAUGUGAUGGACCAUUAUCCCCUGGUUUUGAAUCCUUGUCGGACAUGUCGAUAUCCUUCCCCGACAUUGGAUACUCGCACGCAAACUAUUUUGCGGUCUUACCACCUAUGAUCCGUUUGCGGGCGGCGCCGAACGUUACAGCUCUACCUGCGAUCACUGGAUCCGAUUCCAGUUCUCUAUCUGACAUGUCGAUUUCAUUUUCCACAGCCAGCUCGUCAUCACUUACUUUGGAGGACUUCGAGAAAUUCGCUGCGAACAUGCCUAGUCAAACGUUACGCAGACCGCUGCUACAAGAUGACCUACUGUCUUCCCCGUCUCUUGCUUCAGGAUAUAAUGCAGGCAUACCGUAUGCGCGUUACGAUCCAGAUGCUGCAGCUGUUUCCAAGAUCUUGGACUGGAUAUCAUCCCUCUUCGCAGACGUAGCGAACUCCGUACUAGACUAUUCAAUCCGACCAGGUAGUCAUGAUCUACCAUGGCCAAGUCAUUUUGACGGCUGUGACUCUUGUGGUGCCUGUGAGGAUGAAUUGGUUGAUUGUCAACCGACUUCAAAGGAAACCAUCUCGGAAUCCUUGUCUUCCUUUGCGAUUCCCGUCGUCAAACUUAAAACUUGCGGUCAAAUUGGACCCAGAAGGCCGAUCUUAGCAGAUCCACAAUCGGUCCUGAUGUCAGGGUCUAUUGAUUAUGAAGACAUAGACCCAGAACAGCCUGCAACAUCAAAGGCUGUGUGUAUGUGGGGCCGUCGGCUGGAACGCAUCCCGAAGGUGCGCCUUGCCGGACAGAAGGAAGCUGUCUAUUGCUUCGAUGCCCGUAAGCAGCGUCAAAAAUAUAAGACAAGCCGUAACCCAGUGGAACGUCCUGCAAACUCGGGUCCCCGGAAUGAACAGCAGCCGACUCAAAUAUUUUAUCGCGCACGUCCGCUGUGCUCGCCGUUCGUCAGGCGCGAUCUGCCUGCCACUCCGAUCGACGCUAUUAAGAUCGCUCAAGGCCAAGUACUGCUUCAGAACGUUAAUCCUGUCCGCUUUGACUCCGCACUUUCGCCGGUAUGUACCAGUAGUGUCGGUGCACAGCACCCCACUCAGCGCUUCCCGUUGUCGACGCGUACCAAUGACUUUGCCCAAAACCGUCACUCAGCAAGCGAGUGUUCGUCAACAAACCUGGCGAAAAUUCGCCAAUCUGGAUUUUUGUGA
Messenger RNA from Fomitiporia mediterranea MF3/22, 1368 nucleotides. RefSeq lists its product as uncharacterized. Lineage: Eukaryota; Fungi; Basidiomycota; Agaricomycetes; Hymenochaetales; Hymenochaetaceae. The transcript has 2 exons. The coding region runs from base 1 to 1368 and encodes 455 amino acids. The record is from RefSeq and is a predicted model, not a curated record.